This is a messenger RNA of Fusarium sp. VM40, 2127 nucleotides long. The record is from the annotation of a GenBank genome assembly. Lineage: Eukaryota; Fungi; Ascomycota; Sordariomycetes; Hypocreales; Nectriaceae.
AUGAGUAGGGAUCAACCGGCUGCAAGUUUUGCCAAUUCGAACCACCGUCCUCCUAUAUCCACAGAGACACCAACCUCAGCCUCCUUUUCCAAUCCUAUCUUUGAGACCCCCAAGCCCGGGCAAGGCUCAGUUACCGACACCGGGGGCUGGACGCCGCAUUUUGCCGAGGACUACUCCGUAUUCAACUCGACUCCAGGAAAUCUUCGUGGUUCCCAGAAUCUUUUCAUUGACUACCGAGCCGCUACGCCUUCCAACAGCCACAAGAGGCUUCUCUCCGCCGAAACUUUUGCCGCUGAAAUUGCGACCCAUGUAAAUCACUUUUCUUCGAACCGAAAUUUACCACUGCCGCCGGUCGAGCCCUGUCGCCGCUUGGCCUCGUCCCCGAACUCAGUAACCGUACCCCAAGAAUACAUAACCGAUUCGACACCUUUGCCCAGUCCUGAUCCAUCCAAGCAACCUCAAUCCACCAAGAAGGCUAGGAAAGUCGGAGUUGAGGGUGAAGAGCCAUUGCAGACGGCGACACCCCCAUCUACCGGACGUAGGGGAGAGCGGAAGCUCGCUGACAAGCUCAAGAUGCAAAAUGAUCAGAUCUUCGGCCAGCCCGACUUCACCGGCAACUCCCAACAACAACAGCAUGACAUUGCUGCCCUUAUGGCCUCAUCUAGUGACAUGUUUGGGUAUCCAAUGACAGCCCCUGCUGCCGCACCUACUACAUUUUGGGACCCCUCGAUGGGAAUGGACUUUGACUUUAGUGCAUCACCUUCAAAUGUUUUCCAGACAACGCCUGUUCAACAUGGCCAUCGCCACACAGGAUCCUUCGACUGGAACAGCGAGGUGCCGCUGUUUCAGGACCCUACUGCACCAUUUGCUUCGGCAAAUACAGACCAUAUGCAAACGAUCCAACGUGACCGUCCCCUUGCCCCGAAGCCCAUGGGCUCUACAUCUGCUACAACUGCAGCAAGCGCCGCUAUGUCUGCGGCGCUUUCUGCUCCUUUAGAUAACCCUUUUGGGCUUGGUCAAUCCAUGAAUGGAGUGAACCCUGGAUUGCUCUUUGAACCCCCGCAGAACCCCAUUCUGAAUAACCCUGCUCUUAUCCCAGUGACACAGGCUGGCUCAGCCGAGGCCACGAUUUUCCAAUCGAGGUCUAGAACACCUCUAGGUGACAAUAUCCGGCAAUCAACUAGUAUGAAGGACUUGAGGGCCACGAAGGUACCAGAUCGUGCACUUGCACCAUCACCGGUCAAGUCCAAUCCUCGCCCUGGAAUGGGCCGAAGCUUCAGCGAGAACCGUGGCAAGAGGACUCAGACACAGCACCGACCUGUGCUUCCCAAACUUGCCCCAGCUCGACCUGUCUCACAAGCUAGCAACGGAUCCAAUGGCGAAAGUGCACCUGCUCAACGGCCUAUAGCUAAGCCAACGGGAAGAUUGUCUCCCAUGAAGAGCCAAAAUCGUCUAUCGAGCCUGGCUUCUAUUCCCGAAGGGCCAGCACUACACCAUCCGCCAACUCGAACAGCCGUGAAAUUCACCAUCGACGAGAGAGGAAGAGCCCGCGCCGAGACAACGAUUGUAUCAAAUGAUUGGGACUGGGAGCCAAGUAUUGAUCAGAGAAGGCUAUCCCGUGAGAGGAGCCGGACACGCGAGCUGGGACCAUCUGAUGACGAGUCAUCGUCUGACGACGAGCCCAUUAUCAUUCCUAGCCGGAACAACUCGUUCAAUGCUUCAUUUGCCUUGCCAGAUCCUCUGAGGCCAGUUGGUUCUAUCUUUCACUCUUCACGACGCAGCGUCAGUGAUAGAAGCAUGAGCAGCAUACAGGAUACCAUGGGAGGUUCGCCGCAUGAUGGAGACAGCGAGACUGAGACGGUCAUGCACGAACGCAGAGACAAGAUCGGAGAUGCUGCAAGCGAGCUUCGCAAGGUGAUGGAAGAUCGCAGGAAGCGGUCGAACCAAAAUGGACACGGAGGGCAACAUCGCUCUUUUCAAGGUGGCAGCUUUGGGCCUUUUCGAGGUGAUAGCAAUUCGCCGUCGAGCCUUACCGAGUCAAGCCUUUUAACAGACAGACCAGAUAUCAGGUGUGUCUGUAGCCGAAAGGGGGCUGACGGGGGAGACGGGUUCAUGAUUCAGUGGUAA